UGAGUACAUUGCACUUGGCAACGAAAAUACUUCCGUAUCUUUGAUGCCGAUCGUGAAUAUACGAUCACUUUCAUAUAAUCGAUCACCAUAAACUACACUCUGUAUUAAAAAUAAAACUGGCGAACAUAUCGUAACAUUGGCAUUAGUCUAUCGGCAGGCGUCCAAGAGUUUCCUUCGGUGUGGUUUGAGCAUUGUGAAAUUUCAAGUGGAAGUAGACCUUAUAAAUAGUAGUAAUGGACUCUCAACAAGAACCUAAUGUUAAUGAGUUGUUGUCUGUGGAAUUUGAAGUUUAUGGCCAAGUGCAAGGAUGCUACUUUACGAAGUACUGCAAAGAGCUGGCAGAGCAGCUCGGCCUCGGCGGCUGGGUGAAGAAUUCCAAAAAGGGUACCAUUGUCGGCAAAAUUCAGGGCAAUAAAGCAGCCAUGGAUCACAUGAUCGACUGGCUGAGUACAACGGGCUCUCCUGGAUGUAAGAUCGAGAAGUGUGAUCUGCUCAAAGUGGAGCACUUACUGCGAUCAGAUUACACUGACUUUAGCAUACGGUUUUAAUCCAUUUGUUAUACUUUGUAGCUUUAAGAUGCUUUUAUGGCCUUAUUCAUAAACUCGGUGGACACAUUGCAAUGUAAAAUUUUAACAAAAUGCUUGUUUCUUUUUUUUUUUUGAGUGAUGAUAAUUUUAGUUUGUAGUCAGUGACAUACCUACCUGCCGUUUUCUAAAUAACUUUUAUGUACAGGUAGGUAGUCUUGUUAAUUUAACAAUAUCAAUCUUGAAAAUUCUUCUAAUGUUAAGAUGUACAUCACUUUACUGAUUAACUUACGUUAUUUUUACAUCUUAAAUAUGUUUUAAUGGAGCACUCG
Messenger RNA from Amyelois transitella, 856 nucleotides. Its product is annotated as acylphosphatase-1. Lineage: Eukaryota; Metazoa; Arthropoda; Insecta; Lepidoptera; Pyralidae. The transcript is spliced from 3 exons. The record is from RefSeq and is a predicted model, not a curated record. The coding region runs from base 234 to 548 and encodes 104 amino acids. Gene Ontology annotation, molecular function: acylphosphatase activity.